Molecule: messenger RNA, 765 nt
Organism: Arachis duranensis
Lineage: Eukaryota; Viridiplantae; Streptophyta; Magnoliopsida; Fabales; Fabaceae
Exons: 1
Coding region: 1-765 (254 amino acids)
Biological process (GO): telomere maintenance; DNA repair
Molecular function (GO): DNA helicase activity
Source: RefSeq, a predicted model, not a curated record
AUGUCUGCUGAGAAUCGCUCAAAGGGUGAUAUAAUGUUAAACGUUGCUUCGAGUGGUAUUGCAUCUUUACUUCUUCCUAAUGGAAGAACGGCACACUCAAGGUUCAAAAUACUACUGAAUAUAACUGAAAAUUCUGUAUGUAACAUCAAACCUGGUUCCCCUCAAGCAAUGUUGCUGUUGAAAGCUAAACUUAUAAUUUGGGAUGAGGCUCCAAUGGUUAGUAGAUACUGCUAUGAAGCGCUUGAUAAAUACUUGGGUGAUACCAUGAGGUAUUCUCUAACAUAUAGCAAAGAUUUGCCCUUUGGAGGAAAAGUGGUUGUACUAGGUGGAGACUUUAGACAAAUUCUUCCUGUCAUUCUACGAGGAUCGAGACAAGAUAUCGUUCAUUCAACCAUGAAUUCGUCUUACCUUUGGAAGUUUUGUCAUGUGCUCAAACUAACAAAAAACAUGAGACUCUCUGUAGAGACGAAUGCUUCAAAUCAAGAUGAGACAGAACAAUUUGGUGAGUGGUUAUUGAAAGUUGGUGAUGGUCUAAUAGGUGACAAUAUGGAUGAUGAAUCUGAGAUAUGUCUUCCAGGAGAUAUUGUUAUUCCUUCUUCGGACCAGGCAUUUAAUGAGUUGGUUCAUUUUUCUUAUCCAAAUAUUUUGGAAAACAUGUCCUCAAAGGAUUUUUUCAAAGCAAGACCUAUACUGGCUCCCACACUAGACAUCGUUGAAGAGGUCAACAACCAUCUGAUGGCUAUCAUUCCUGGAGGGGAAAAAUGA